Hypoxylon fragiforme is the source of this 2265-nucleotide messenger RNA. RefSeq names its product fungal-specific transcription factor domain-containing protein. Gene Ontology annotation, cellular component: nucleus. Gene Ontology annotation, molecular function: zinc ion binding; DNA-binding transcription factor activity, RNA polymerase II-specific; DNA binding. The transcript has 9 exons. The coding region runs from base 302 to 2134 and encodes 610 amino acids. Gene Ontology annotation, biological process: DNA-templated transcription; regulation of DNA-templated transcription. NCBI's taxonomy places the organism in Eukaryota, Fungi, Ascomycota, Sordariomycetes, Xylariales, Hypoxylaceae. The record is from RefSeq and is a predicted model, not a curated record.
CUCUUCCCACCCCCCCUAGUCAAUCCUAUUAUUCAUUUCUCUCCAUUCCCCAAUUUUUUUCUUCACGAAAACAAAAGGAAAAAGUCUUGGCUUCUCCCCUUCAAUCAGUCAUCUAAUGUUUAUAUCCAUACAUUUCCAUUUUACGCCGCUUAACCCUGACUUCUAAUUGAACAAGCCCAUCUAGAACGAUCGGCCCUUAUUCCCGAAUGCGCCAACCUGCAUUUUCUUGUGUUCAGCCUCAAUUGAAUCCUUCCGGUUAGUUUUACACGCCGUGGAGAGACACGGGUAACGGGUAACGCGCAUGUCGUCAUCCCAGAUCACAACGGAUUUGUCGUACGGCAACGGAGGACGAUCUGGGCAUUAUGCUCAUUCAAACACUGCUUCUACAGCUUCCGCCCUAUCCCCAAUCACCAUCCUGACCCCGACUUCGGCGAGCACCCUCUAUGCCUCGCCUGAUUCCGGAACCCAUCCUUACUUUGGAAGUGCCAAGUCGGAGCCCGAUGACGGCGACGGCUUGAGUAGCGGAGGUAGCGUAACAGCCGCUCCUUCGUUUGCCGAACCUGCCAAGAAAAAGCAGAAACGCAACAAGCCGACAUUGUCGUGCUAUGAAUGUGUAGAAAGAAAGACGAAGUGUGAUAGGGGCAGGCCUCAUUGCUUAGCAUGUAUCAAACGACAAACGGAAUGCAAGUAUGCACAUGUCGCGAACCUCCUUGAGGAGACGUCACGGUCGGCUACCAAUGGCCGUAGGAUGACGAAGCCGCCGAGGAAGAAGGUGACCAUGAAUGGAAUGAAGCCAACGAUUUCCAACAUAGCAGAUAGAGCAUCCAAUGUGUUUGGGGUAGGUGCCGAACACCCUUUUGCCAAUUACUGGACAUGCGAAGGCGGGCUUCCGGAAGUUCUCGGAGUUUUACCUGAGAAGCUACAAGCCGACAUCUUAUUAAGCCAAUACUUUGAGUGCGUGGACCCAGUCUAUCCGAUGAUCGACCGCUCAACCUUUUAUCUCGAGUAUGAACACUUUUGGUCACUUCGGGAGUCUGAGAGGAGCGAUGCGGCCUUCGUAGGUUUGCUUUUCACCAUGAUGGCUCUAGGGACUCAGUUCGUAUCAACAACAAACCCCAAAGAUCGUAAACAAACCUCGGAAUUCUAUGCCUCGGCGGGCAACCAAGCAUUGCGAAUGUUCUCGUAUCUAAACACUGCCUCGUUACGCUCUGUGCAAGCUAUGGUUUUGGUUGGUUAUUUUCUGAUAAACGAUAGUCAUGCUUCGGAUGGCUGGGCCUUUUCGGGCUUAUUAUUGAGACAAGCUUAUGCCAUGGGCCUCCAUAGAGACCCAAACAUAGUGACCCCAGAUGCAAGCGAAUUCGAGAAGCAGCAGCGACGCAAGCUCUGGCAAGCCGUUCUUGUUCAGGACACGUUUCUCACAGUGCUACUCUCGCUGCCUCCUAAUGCGACACAUACAGACGUCAAGGUAGAUGAUUUUAUUGAUGAUCCAGCUAGCUUCGGUGACUCGAGUCCUACAGACAUGGCAUAUAUUCGAGGCUCGUGGAUGCUGGCCAACUUGGUGCAGGAAACCAUCUCCAGUCCUCGGUCACUCGAUGUGCCCAUAUGCUGUACCCAACGGCAGAAGUCAAAACUCGUCGCAGAUUUCCGCGCAGUGUAUCGCUCUUUUCCCGACAUAUUCCGAUCUUGGGACCAAGAGAGCAUCGCGCAACUUGCGUGUAGCAAUAAGCGCAUCGUGAGGCAAACGCUGUUCCUGAGCAGCAACUACUACCAUAACCUCAUGCUGGUGCACGCCUCCGAAAGUCCCGACGUGCCUGUCAACGUACGGGCCACCUUAGAGGCCGCACACGAAGCGAUCACGUCCUUCUUCGUCCUGUUCACACUUUUCGAUGCCGAAGCACGAGUAUGGUGGGUGUUCCAUCAUAGGGCAUUCUUAGAAGCACUUUGUAUAGGAAGCGUUUUACGUGAGGCAGGAAGAGACCCCGCUACCGCAGACCAAUUUUUGAGAGAUCCGCUGUUUGCCCGGGCGAAGGCGGAUAUAACUCGCAUGGUUCAGAUAAUGAAGAUAAUGGCUGAUGGCGAAUACGGCACCAAUGAUGCGAGGACGAGGGUAGCUGUCCUAAGCGAGUUUUUGUAGACCAUGCUUGUAUAUAGAUGUACGUGUAUAUUGUUGCUUAUCUAUCUAGUAAUUCUGACCACCGUAAUGAGCUCACAAUGGAGUUUGCUAAGCUAUAUAUGCAUGAAGGCUUUCGUGGAAUAUCAAUGAAU